Molecule: messenger RNA, 1545 nt
Organism: Rhizophagus irregularis DAOM 181602=DAOM 197198
Lineage: Eukaryota; Fungi; Glomeromycota; Glomeromycetes; Glomerales; Glomeraceae
Source: RefSeq, a predicted model, not a curated record
AUGCAAGAUAACAAAGAUAAACGACCUUGUAAGAAAUUAAAGGUGAACUUUACUUAUAAAAAGCCUACUGAUGAUGAACUUCGCAAUCUUAUUGAUAGUAGCCGAUGUAAAAAUACUGAUUAUUCAACUUCAAAUUGGAUACGAGCUUUGGAAAAAUUUAGAACAGAUGUUAAUUAUCAAGGAUUAAUUGAGAAAGUUGAUACAAAAGAAGAAUUAGAGGAUCAGCUUUGUAGAUUUGUUAAUGCAAUGAGAAAAAAAGAUGGUUCUGAAUAUCAUGUUUCUUCAGUUAAUAGUUGCAUGUUUGAAAUAAAUAAACAUUUGAAUAAUAAGUCUGUCAUUUCAAAACCUAUCAACAUUAUGGAUAAAGAUCAAUAUUACAAAUUAUGGCAGAUUUUGAAUGGUAAAGUUAAGAGUCUUGUGAGUCAAGGUCGUGGGGAGCGUAACGGUGCUGAUGGAUUUACUGAAGAUGAUCUUCUUCAGAUUCUUGAUCAUCCAGCAAUGUCUGGCAAUGAUCCUGCCAGUUUAUUAUAUAGGAUCUUUUUUUUUAAUGCUAUUUUUUUAGGAUUAAGGGGAGGAGAACAUUUCAAUUUGCAGCUUCAAAAUUUUAUACGAAGAAAAGACAAAUAUGGUGGAUUUGAUGUUAUCAUUUACAAAUCAAAAACUAAUCAACACGGUGCCAAUAAUAUUGAAUCUCAAGGUGAUAAGUUAUACAUUCCCGAAAUACCUAGUAUCAUUGAAAUGUAUGAAAAUUAUUUUACCAAACGUCCAACCCAAGCUGAUCCACAUUUUUAUUUAAAGCCAUGCAAUAUUAGUGAAGUUGAAUUUAAUGGACAAUGGUAUCAUAAGCAACAUGUGUCUGAAAAAGAAAUUAAAUCCUUUAUGAAAAAAAUUGUUACCUUAACCGGAAUUAACGAUUUUCAAAUUCUGAAUGUAUGGGCAAGUACACGACAUAAGUCUGAGCAAGGGCUUGCUAGAUAUGAGCGUCCAGAAACUGAAAUUCAACGAAAUAAUGCUUUUAACCUUGUUGAAGCAUUUGGUUUUAAUAAAAAUAAUAUUCGAUCAGAAGAAUCAAUGGAACAAUCAACUUUAUCAACAGACAAUUUCGUUGUUGCAAAAUCAUUGCUUAAUGAUAAUCGUGAAGUUAUUAAUUCGGCAAACAGUAAUAUUAAAGUUACAAGAAGGCCAUUAAAAGAUUUAAAUGAAAUUCAAGAAAAUAAAAGUCAAAAUUUGGAAGAAUUAGUUUCGAAAUUAACAGCUGAUAAAGAUUUUGGCGGUUCUUCGGCUCUUCAACAAGGGAUUUUGGCGUUUCUUUCGGUCUUGAAAGGGAGAUUAGUGUGUAAUUUUCUUUUGACUUGGGAUUUUGAUGGCCGUUCUUUGAAAGGCGAGUUUCCUUCAGCUUUCGAUUUUGGGUUGGAAUGCCAGGUCCCUCCUUCUGGCUUUAAUCUCGGAUUUCUAUUACAGGUUCUGUCCAGUGUUGAGCUUUGGAUGCAGAAACGGAUUCUUGAGAAUUUGCUGGAUCGGGUACCAGUAACAGGGAAACUUUGA